Molecule: messenger RNA, 1241 nt
Organism: Daktulosphaira vitifoliae (grape phylloxera)
Lineage: Eukaryota; Metazoa; Arthropoda; Insecta; Hemiptera; Phylloxeridae
Product: retinal homeobox protein Rx1-like
Exons: 3
Coding region: 9-1076 (355 amino acids)
Biological process (GO): positive regulation of transcription by RNA polymerase II
Molecular function (GO): RNA polymerase II cis-regulatory region sequence-specific DNA binding; DNA-binding transcription factor activity, RNA polymerase II-specific
Source: RefSeq, a predicted model, not a curated record
CGCUGACAAUGGAAACUGAUAGUAACAGCGACAACGAAGUAUCGGCCGCCAUGCAAAUGCCACCGUACAGCCGCGCCAACAUCGAAAUGCUCAUCAGGAGACAUCACGCCGCGGUAACGGCGCUUGGUUUGGCUUUCCAAGGACCUCAACACAGGCCGACCGCCGCAAACGCGGCAACCUCGGUGCCAGCUCCAAAACAUCACACGAUCGAUGCGAUACUCGGCUUGAACCGGGACCAAGAUAAGGACCAAGAAUCCGGAGGUGAUAACAGUUGCAAUUCCAGUGAUACGGAACGGCCAUCCAGACAAAUCAAUCACGAAUCGUUAGACCAACAAACCCAUGUAAACGGAUCUCAGAAGCGUAGGGCCAGUGACAUAAUGGACGACGGUAGUGGCGUCGGAUGCGACAGUAGUGACGACGAACCGGACGACGAUCACAUGUCGGGUGGCCGAGCGAGCGCUUCUCCGGCAGCCGCAGCGGAUAGCAUGUCGCCGCCCGACAAGAAGAAGCACCGCAGAAAUCGCACCACGUUCACCACUUAUCAGCUACACGAGUUGGAAAGAGCAUUCGAAAAGUCACACUAUCCGGACGUAUACAGUCGCGAAGAGUUAGCUAUGAAAGUUAACUUGCCGGAAGUCAGGGUUCAGGUUUGGUUUCAAAAUCGAAGAGCCAAAUGGCGCAGACAAGAAAAAAUGGAAGCUGCCAGGUUGGGCCUCAAUGAUUACGUGCAUUCUACAAUGUCAGGAUCGCUUGGACGAAUGCCCGGCUCUAGCUUAGCUUUACCGGUAGAUCCAUGGCUAUCACCACCAUUGCUUAGCGCUCUACCCGGUUUCCUAUCUCAUCCACAGACCGGUUACCCAAGCUACUUAACUCCUCCUGUGGUGCACAGUCCAUCAUCAAUAAAGUCACCACCGUCUCCUCAACAAAUCUCCGUAACAUCACCAUCUUCCACAUCAUCCACUACUUCGUCUACCCAACAUGCUGCGAAUGACCCCAGAUCGUCUUCAAUAGCAGUUCUGAGGCUCAAAGCAAAGGAACACAUGGAGUCUAUUACGAAGGGGAUGCAAAUGGUUUAAAAUCUCGUCUUGUAUGUACAUAAGAGUAUUAGAGUUUGGUGUUAUUACACCAACACAGUAAAACAUAGCGAAUUCGAAUUUCCGAAUAAAUGCGGUACGGUGUUUAUUGACACUUUGAACAACCAAACCCACCCGAUUGUAAACUAUUAUUAGUAACUUACUUAA